UCCUAUGUGAGAAUAGAUCUUAACCCUUGAAUCAUCUCUAAUCUAACAGCCUGAAAUGAAGGAUUAUUAAUGGCAAUUUGGUAAAUUCUUUUAAGUAUAAUCAGCCCAUAAAAUUCAGUUUUCACGUAAUUAGUUUCUCUCUCUAAUCUCUGCUUUCUCUCUCUGUUUUCUCGCCUUUCUCUUUGAUGUUGCUGCCGCCAUUAGAGCACCUUAAUCAAGGUCCAAUUCGUCUCCAAAUUCGCUUCAGAAUUCAAUUCAAUUCUCGAAUACAUUCAUCUACUUGAUUAUUUCAAGAUCAGUAUUCUUUCGAGCAAUGGCAUCAGAAUUUCAUCAUAGUUCGUCCUCAUCAUUGACGGAAUCAAAUUCUGUUGUGGAUAAUGAACAAUAUGCAAGUUGUUCUAAUUCAAAUGUGGCUGUUACUCCUGAAGUAAUUCCUAUAUUAAGUCCAGGGGGAACGAGAGAAUGGAUUCCAUGUUGUUCUGAUGAGUUAAAACCUGUUGUAGGGAUGAAAUUUAUGAGUGUCGAAGAGGGUAUUUCAUUUUAUAAAGCAUAUUCAAAAGCUGCUGGUUUUGUGAUGAGGAAAUCUACUGCUACAAAAAGGAAGGCACUAGACGUUAUUGCUUUUCAGUAUUGUUUAUGCAACAAGGCUGGUUUCAAAGAAAAAGCAAUAGUUAAGGUUGGAGGCAUGCCAAAUGUUAAAAAAGGGGAAGGUAAUGAAGAUAAAGUACCUAUACCUCGAAGAAGGCUAGUUACUCGUGUUGGUUGCAAGGCUCGGAUGGUUAUGAAGUAUAAAAAUGAAGGUUUUUAUGUGGUGACUGAAUUCCGAGAGCCACAUGUUCAUGCUCUUUACACCCCGGGUUGUCUAAAAUUUCAGAAAGCGGGUAGGAAAAUGAAUAUUCUUCAUAAGAAGAUGAUUAUUGAUAAUUCGAAGGUGAACAUUGGUCCGGUUAAGACUUUUAGAUUGAUGAAGGAGUUAGUUGGAUCGUAUGAUAACGUUGGUGCAUCCAAGCAAGAUUUCAAAAAUUUUCAUAGAGAUUUGAAGGCUUACAUUGAAGGAUCGGAUGCCCAAAUGUUUGUGAAUAACUUUCAGAACAAGAAGUUGUUAUGGAGUGCAUUUUUCUUUGACUAUGAGGUGGAUGAAGACGAGCAACUUUGUAAAGCUUUUUGGGCAGAUCCAAUAUGUAGAAAGAAUUAUGCACUCUUUGGUGAUAUGGUUUCUUUUGACACCACAUUUCAAACAAAUAGGUAUAAUAUGAUAUUUGGCCCAUUUACUGGAGUUGAUCACCACAAGAAGUGUGUUACUUUUGGUGCUGCUUUAAUAGCCCAUGAGGACAUCGUGUCUUUUGAGUGGGUUUUUAGAACUUUCCUCAAGGCAAUGGGAGGUAAUGAGCCAGCUUGUUUGAUUACGGAUGAAGAUCCGGCAAUGAAAAUAGCUAUUCCUAAAGUGUUUCAGACCGCUGAGCAUAGGUUUUGUAUGUGGCAUAUAAUGAAAAAAAUGCCUGAGAAAGUCGGCCGUCAGAUUACGCAAGAUACCCUGUUUCUUAAUAAAAUUUGCAAAUGUGUUUGGAGUGAAGAGAUUGAGCCAACAGAAUUUGAAGAGAAAUGGGGAAAGGUUCUUGCUGAGUUCAAGCUUCAAGACCAUGAGUGGUUGAAGCAGUUGUAUGAGAAGCGUCAAAUGUGGAUCCCAGCAUACUUUAGAGAUUCGUUUCUAUGUGGUAUCAUGAGGACUACAUCAAGGUCAGAGAGUGAGAACAAUUUUUAUACAAAGUUUACCAAUCCCCAUCUCACUCUAGUAGAGUUUUACAUGAGAUUUGAGAGUGCAUUGGAUGCUCAAAGACAUACUCAAGGUCAAUUUGACAAUGAUUCUAAACACAAGCAUCCAGAAUGUAAGACUUCCUUUGCAUUAGAGAAACAUGCUUCUAAAAUCUACACUGUUUCAGUCUUUUAUGAUUUUCAAGAGGAGCUCGAGAUUGGUUGCUUUCACUGUGGACUUGAGGAGUACAAGAAAGAAAAUGGGUUUGAAAUCUUUACCAUUAGAGAAGGAUGCACAUGA
Spinacia oleracea (spinach) is the source of this 2053-nucleotide messenger RNA. RefSeq names its product protein FAR1-RELATED SEQUENCE 5-like. The transcript is spliced from 5 exons. The coding region runs from base 314 to 2053 and encodes 579 amino acids. The record is from RefSeq and is a predicted model, not a curated record. Lineage: Eukaryota; Viridiplantae; Streptophyta; Magnoliopsida; Caryophyllales; Amaranthaceae.